Messenger RNA from Alternaria rosae, 1972 nucleotides. RefSeq names its product feruloyl esterase B precursor. The transcript is spliced from 2 exons. The record is from RefSeq and is a predicted model, not a curated record. NCBI's taxonomy places the organism in Eukaryota, Fungi, Ascomycota, Dothideomycetes, Pleosporales, Pleosporaceae. The coding region runs from base 181 to 1806 and encodes 541 amino acids.
AGAACGGAGCACCCCAAAUAUGCCCCAGCUUCUGUUAUUCGUUUAUCCUGCCCCAGGCACGGAGGCGAACGCUAGCAAUGUACCGUGACGAAGACCCAGUUUUCGGUAGAAUAAAGAGAAGAUGCAUUCCCAGAAUCUUGGAUUAAGCUUCUCACUCAAUCUAUCUGGCUUACUGUCAAGAUGAGGCUCGAAAAACAACUGCAGUGCGCGCUGCUUAGCGCUCCUUCCGCUUUCGCCGCCCCACAGUCAGCAGCCUCUUACCCCACAAACGGCACGGCACCGGCCGCUUUCAGCUCGAAGUGUGCGGAACUUGCGUCCAAACUUCAAAUCGAUGGCGGCGUUAUACAGACAACCGAGUUUGUCCCCGCUGGAACAAACCUGACUGUACCUGUGUACGACCCGACAUGUGCCGCAGCACCGCCAGUCAUCACAGCGGACAUGUGCCGCGUGGCGCUGAAUGUCUCGACAUCUGAGCGUUCUGGCUUCAGAAUGGAGGCAUUCCUCCCAGCCAACUGGACGGGACGAUUCCUCUCUGGUGGUAACGGCGGCCUGAAUGGUUGUAUCAGUUACGACGACUUGGCCUAUGCGGUCGGUCUAGGUUUCGCUGCGGUUGGGACCAACAACGGUCACGACGGAAUGAGUGGCUUGCCGUUUUACAACAACUCAGACGUUGUGGAAGACUUUGCAUACCGAGCUCUACACACUGGUGUUGUGGUCGGAAAGCAGAUCACCGAAGACUUCUACGGUAAACCACACGAUAAGUCCUAUUAUCUUGGAUGCUCCACUGGAGGAAGACAGGGUAUGAAGUCUGCCCAAGACUUCCCAGACGACUUUGACGGCAUUGUCGCGGGAGCACCAGCCUUCGCCUUUAACAACCUCACCUCGUGGAGUGGACAUUUCUAUACUCUUACUGGCCCAGCAAACUCGUCCGCCUUUGUCCCAAUGUCAAAAUGGGCGCAAAUCCACGAGGAUGUCCUGAAGCAAUGCGACAACCUUGACAACCUUGAAGAUGGUAUCCUCGAGGCUCCCUUGCUUUGCAAGUACGACCCUUCGGGCCUAGCUUGUACUGAAGGCAGCAACACCACUACAUGCCUUACACCCGAGCAGCUAGAGACUGUCAAGGCGGUUUACUCGCCGCUUCUGAACGAUGCAGGAGACUUGGUCUACCCUCGUCUGCAACCUGGUGCCGAGGUGAUUGCGGCCGGCGCUCUUAUUAACGGACAGCCCUUCGCGUACACAACAGAUUGGUUCCGCUACGCUAUUUACAACGACCCUAACUGGGACCCAGCGACCCUUAGCCCCAAGGAUUACGAUUACGCCGCAAAACUGAACCUCUUUGGAAUUGAAACAUUCAAGGGCGAUUUGAGCGGAGUAAAGGACCGUGGCGCCAAGGUGCUACAUUGGCACGGCGGUGCAGACUUUGUCAUCUCAUCCGAUAACUCUGCUCGCUACUACGAACAUGUCACCUCUACUAUGGGUCUAUCAUCUGACGAGCUCGACGAGUUCUACAGGUACUUCGUCGUCAGUGGAACUGGUCACUGCGGUGGAGGAAACGGUGCGCAUGCGAUCGGUCAGAGUGGCGGCGAGAUCAACGGCUAUGAGCCCAGUCACAACGUACUCAUGGCUUUGGUUGACUGGGUAGAGAACGGCAACGCACCCGAGACGCUUACCGGAACAAAGUUUGUCAACGACACGGUGGCUCUUGGCGUGGAGUUCGAGCGCGCUCAUUGCAAGUUCCCCAAGGUCAACCAGUACAAGGGCGGCAACCCUGAUGUUGUUGAGAGCUGGGAGUGCGUCGACGCGUAGAUCAGAGCUUGGUUGUAGAGCACAAGAUCUAGUAGAAGUGAAUCGGCGACUUUCGUUCGACUGGUGAUAGUUAUUCUAUCGAUUUGAAGAUCAAUUCCUAUGUGCCACACUCAAAGAUUACUUGAGUACCUGUGAUAUGUCUAAUACAGCCAACCAAAAAGGAACA